Messenger RNA from Penicillium brasilianum, 1554 nucleotides. Lineage: Eukaryota; Fungi; Ascomycota; Eurotiomycetes; Eurotiales; Aspergillaceae. The record is from the annotation of a GenBank genome assembly.
AUGCAAACCGACACCUUGACCGACAAGAUUCUUGCCACACUAAAAGAGCGUGACCUCCUAGCUAAGCGCGAUGUGAUCGAGUCUUGCCUGAAGGAUCCAGCUACGGGCGAGAAAACCGAAGAUUGGGUUUCCAAACACCUCAACCCCAGCACUCUGCUCUCGAAGGAGGAGCUCGUCUUAUAUAAUAAACUCGAGACCUCCGGUGCCCUCCAAUCUAUCCUCCACGAUCCCCAACUCGGUUCGACACGACCUGUCCUAGAAGACGAUCUCCGGUCGGCUAUAGAAUCCCUCGAAGCCUCGACGGCGGCGAUUCAGAAACAGACUGAGACACUAUCGUUUCAGUGCGAAACUCUUAAGAUACAACUGCGCCAGCAAGAUAAAUGGGAACAAGACCGAAACCGGGAGAUUGCGUGUCUGCGGAAGAAGCAUGAAGCUGGCAGGCAGACCACGACUCUUGCAGCCAACGAUCUUUCAGAUGAACUCGAGGCUAGCUUCAGGAGUGCGACAGAGAAGACGGCAGCUCAAAAUAAGCAGGUUCUCUUCUCGCUGUCUAGCCGACUGAAGCAAGACGACAAAGUUCUCGAUGAACUCGAGACACUUAUAUCCGGGGUGAAGUCCAACGGCACUGAUGCAAGUACGGUCAAGCGAGCGAGUCAGCUCAGCGCUAUCCUGGCCGACUACAACGCCGAAGAAAUUCACCACCGUCUUGACCGACUCUACCUCGAAACCAUCCUGUCAGGGCCAUCAAAAGCCAGCCAGACCAGUACGGAAGAUGAGAAUAUAGCAGCGCUACAAGAAGAGCUCGAGUCUCUUUACCCGGAGAUUGAGAUACUUGCAGAAAUGUCCACGAAGCAGCAAUUCCACGAGCCUAUCCUCCGGGAAAUUCACAACCAGCACAGCCAGCUCCGGGCAGCGUCCGAGGAAAAGCUAGAACGAGCCCUCGACGUGCUCAUCGACAUGACCACUUCCAAGCAAACCCUCACACAACACCUCCACGAACGAGAGUCAUCCUGUGAACUCCUAGAACAACUAGCAACCCUCUACCAAACCGAAGUAGGCAACCCGCUAGUUACUCAGCCACCCUCCCGUCGCGAAUCUCUCCGACGCCGCUCCAUGCAAGCAGGCCUCCUCCUUCCUGCCCCACGUACUAAUCCCACGCCGUUACCGGAACAACCCGCCUUAGAGAGCCUCCUCCGCCGCAUCGGAGUCUCACCCGAAUCAGUUAUCCGCCCACGUGCAGAGGACGGCGGAGCCCAAGGUCUACAUGAGAAACGAGUCCAGCAAUCCGAGACUCUGCGGGCACUGGGGAUGGCCGUUGACGCGCCGCUGUUUACUCAAUUAGCUCCGGCGGAUAGUGCGCUACAUCUUCUUGCGUCGGGAUUACAUGCGAACUCACAUUAUGAAGUGUCACUGCGUGAUCCGGAGUUGGACAAAGCACUGGCUGGAUUGGAGAGUGAGCUUAGCGAGUUGCAGAAGGGUGUGCGGGGUCUUGAUCUGGAUGUUUUGCAUCAGCGGGAUAAGACCAGAGAUUGGUUUCUUGAGAGAUGGAGCUGA